Molecule: messenger RNA, 2477 nt
Organism: Portunus trituberculatus (swimming crab)
Lineage: Eukaryota; Metazoa; Arthropoda; Malacostraca; Decapoda; Portunidae
Product: zinc finger protein 704-like
Exons: 9
Coding region: 340-2061 (573 amino acids)
Biological process (GO): regulation of transcription by RNA polymerase II
Cellular component (GO): nucleus
Molecular function (GO): RNA polymerase II cis-regulatory region sequence-specific DNA binding; DNA-binding transcription factor activity
Source: RefSeq, a predicted model, not a curated record
GAUUUCACAUUCAGUUCCACGCAAAUGUAUAUCGCGGGCAGGCACGCGUGCGUCUUCACCGUCUUGAGCUACUGUGUUCAAGAUAGAAACACUUAUUGGAUCGUGACGUAGCAUUGGGAGGUUAUUGCUGCGAAUACGAACUCUUAUUGCAAGCUUCUUAGACUGGCUGUGUAUAGAAAAUAUUUUCAUAAAGCACUUGUGUAAAAACACAAACACACACACACACACACACACACACACACACACACACACACACACACACACACACACACACACACACUAAAAAAAAAGAAAAAAAAACAUUUCUUCACUCCCAAAUAGUGUUGAAGACCCAAAACCAUGUCUACCGGAAAGCGAUUGGCAAAACGGUCCAUCUUAGGGACCCGAGUUGCUUGUUGCCUGGAAGAUGGCAAAUAUUACGCUGGCGUGAUAUGUGCAGUGAAGACUAUGGAUGACGGUGGACCCACAGUAUACUCAGUGCGAGUGGAGGGUGAGAGACGGCCGCGAGAAGUGCGAGAGAGUGACUUGGUGGGAAGUGGUUUCACAUCAGUUGGUUCUGUCAAGCUAAGGGUGGGCCAGCGUGCGUACAUAACCCACAACAAUCGUGAAGUAUGUGGCACUGUCCUGUAUCAUCGGCCCAACAUUGAUGAAGUUCUCAUCUCAGUCACAAACCCGGAGACUGGCGUGAGGCAAGAUGUAAAGAAGAGGAUCGAAGACAUUCGUUUGUUGGAGUCGAGAAAGUCAGCACGCCUCGCAGACCAGGACACAGACUUCGCCAAACUUGCCGACAUGUCUACAGACCGCAAGGAGCGUAAACCUUCUCAGACCAUAGACGUUCCGGCAUCUACCAGUGGCUUCCAAGGAUCCCGAAAGCGUCGCAGCUCCCGCUCUGAGGAGGACCAGAUGGACGAGUGCGCCGCCGCCAUGGUGCUGAUGAAGCUAUCCUGCUCCCCUCGCUCUCCCGUCCUGCCAGAUGGUGUGAUGGGCGACUCAAUGUCCCCGGGAUCAUCGGUGUCCUCUGGGGUGUGGACCUGGGCAGAAGGUUCCUUCUCGUCCUCCUCGUCUUCAUCGUCCUCACGUUCCCCCGCCCACCGCUCCGCUACACCCUCACCGCCACUCUCUGAGUCCAGUCCGGCCACUCUUGAUGAUGGAUUAGAGCUGGAUGAGUCACUCUUCGACGACGCCGUCCCCAGGAAACGGCGGAAGCGAAUGACGUGCACCCGCCUAGCCGUAGCCAGGGCCCUGGCCGUACCAGCAGUGGCGUCUGAACGAGUCUUCCCUCACGUGACAGGCCUAACACCUCCUCCUUCUCCCGUCGCCGCCUCCUACGCCCAAUCCCCACUCACCACCCCUGACGAACACUGCCUGCACAGCUCCACCCGGACGAUGUUCAAGUGCACCUGGAUGGGCUGCCAUGAGAUGACGGCCGCUUGUGAUGCAAUCGAAAGGCAUAUUCGUUCCACUCACCUUGGGCGUGAGGAAGUCACCAGCGACCACAGUGAUAGCGACAGUGAUGACGAAGAUGAUCACGAGGAGGAGUUUUACUGGACAGAGGUUGAAGUCAAUGUCACUACCUGGGUUGAUCCCUGUGAACCCUUGGUGACCCCAACAGCUCCGCCAGCCACACCUCCUGCACACCCUGUCCUUGCUGCCCCACAGAAAGUGCUCACCAUCCCACCCACCACCAUCAACCCACAGCCACUAGGGACGACCUGCCCCUCUGUGCUCCCACAACCUACAUCGCCACAGUACAUCCAUGUAUCAUCUCCCCCCACCUUGAGCCACAUGGACAUGGCUCGCCCUCCACAUGAAGAUCCACGGUACAAACACACAGCAAGCAGCCCAGCUGCCAGCCUCUCCAGCUCAUGGCCUCGUACUACUACCUACUUGAGUUCAGGUCGGGCCAAGGUCAGAGUAAGCUCUUCACCCAAAACCUCACCUGGACGGGGAAAGAGAAAUGGAGAGAGCCGAAAAUGCCGCAAGGUGUAUGGCAUGGAGCAACGGGACCUGUGGUGCACACAGUGCAAGUGGAAAAAGGCUUGCAGUCGUUUUGGAGAGUAAGGUAUCUGUGGCAGCCACUGACUCAGUGGUUCAUUCUUAAAGUAUCAUGUUAACAUUCUGGCCUUUGCAUCAGUCCAUGAAGAAUUCUGAUGCAAAAGUUUCAGUACAGUAAUCAUUCAUUAGAAGGAUUACGAUCACUGUUUAGAUACUGUUGUUACAUGAUAGCAACACUACAAUAGCCUUUCUUUGUGGAAAGGAAACCUGAUGAACCCUGAAAGGUAGGCUUCUUAAAAGUCUAUUAUCACUGCCACUUUGAGGUUUGGAUCACCAAAUGAUAAACAGAGAAUAUAUUUAUUUACAUUCAUAACAUAUCUAGAUAUGAUAAGAUAAUGAUGAAUUGGUCAUCACUCAUAAUUCAGUGUUAGUUAUUUACAUAAAAACGAUGUAACAUUGCAAAAAUUAUAGCAAUUGCGGAA